UCAAAAAAUAUUUUUGUAGUGAUAGUUUUUCAUUUUGUUAUCGUGUUUUAUCGUUGUAAUUUACAUAAAGAUUAAUGAUAAAGACUGCGAAUGUUGUAACACACUCUAAUAUAAGACAGUUCAUCGUUCAUGUCGUAAGAAAGAUGACCCAUCAAGUCUUUGUCUAUGGUACACUAAAGCGCAAUGAGCCUAACCACUACUGGCUGAGCAAUCCUGAGAACGGAGCGAGCAAGUUCGUAACCAAUGGAAUAACAAAGACUAAAUACCCACUAAUCAUCGCUACGAGAUACAACAUUCCAUUUUUACUUUACAGUCCGGGCAACGGAGCUAAUGUACAAGGUGAAAUAUAUCAAGUUGAUGACAAAAUGCUGAGUAACCUGGAUGUGUUGGAAGAUCAUCCCAAAUUCUACGUCAGAGAAGUAGAUGACAUACAAAUACAGAAAGGGAAUGAAACAUCAGCAACGAAAUGCUGGGUGUAUUUCCUAAAGACGUUUAAACCAGAGCUGCUGAAGAAGCCAACGAUCAGCAACUACUCUUCCUCAGGACCCCACGGCCUCGUCUAUUCGGAGAGGUGCAAUAGAGACCCUAGUUACGAUUAUUGGAAGGAAGUUAAACACAGUCAGGGAGACUGUUGAUUUUUAGAAAAUCUAGUCAAAAAAGUACCUUAAUGGACAAAUAAAAGAACAUAAUGCAUGGAAAUAGUGUAUAUAAAAAAUAUUUUUAAAAAUAAACGGUUAAUAGUGCUUUUAACGGCUUAUUUUGUAAUUCGUGCCUUGAAAAUGUUUUUAUUUUUG
Messenger RNA from Leguminivora glycinivorella, 794 nucleotides. RefSeq names its product putative gamma-glutamylcyclotransferase CG2811. NCBI's taxonomy places the organism in Eukaryota, Metazoa, Arthropoda, Insecta, Lepidoptera, Tortricidae. The transcript is spliced from 4 exons. The record is from RefSeq and is a predicted model, not a curated record. Gene Ontology annotation, molecular function: gamma-glutamylaminecyclotransferase activity. Bases 75 to 635 code for a protein of 186 amino acids.